AUGCGACGAGGACGGUGGUAUGCCAGUAUUUUACCACUCUUAGAUGGACGGAUGAUGGUUUUCGGAGGAUUCGUGGGCUUUGAUGUGGGUUAUCCAUCCAUGUACGCUUUUGAAAUGAAUCAUUUUGUGGAAUUUUUCGAUCCUAGUACAUCGAACUGGUCAGCAAUCGAUGUCAAGUCGUUGCCCCACAGUCCGUUUACUACACUCAUCAAUCCCAAAUUCAAGCCGACCAAAGGAUGGAAAUGCGGUCGGCGCUGCAUUCGAGACAACAGAUACGAUGCAUUUAAGCUCUAUCCAGAAAACUAUCUGACUUCAGAUGGACGCAUCUUUUUGACGCGUGAGGGUGACUGGACAAGCGCACGGACGACAGAUGCCGCCUUCAUUCGUCGCACGAAUCGAACGUACUGGAUUGAACUUCAGGACAAAGAUCGGAUCUCAUUUUCACGCGGACCAGACCGUCUCGUCAAUAUCAGCUCGUAUGGUACGACCUUUCUGGAUCCGAACAGUGGUCUUAUUAGCUUGCUCGGUGGCCAGCCCGUAUCGCCCGGAAUUCGAUUGUACAAGGACUCUCCUCAUGACAACUAUUUUGCUGGCGGACGGGGAAGCCGAAAACUCGAACGAUUUCAUCAAUCGAAAUAUGAGCCUGACGGCGGCCAUUGGACUCUUGAUCCCAAUUUUCUUAGUACAACAAGCGCUGAUGAUCGCUCAAAUCACUAUGCCCUUAUUCUUCCCACGAGUCAAAUUCUGAUCCUAGGUGGUAGUAACUACGACUUCUACGGUUCCAUUCAUUAUCCAUUACUGCUUAGUCCACGCUUCAGUACGCAAACCAAUAAAUUUCUCGGCUACAAGAAAGAAAUCAUGAAUGAACACGUUGAAGCUCGGCUGUAUCACACCGCAGCCCUACUCAUGCCUGACGGUCGGAUAUGGCUAUCAGGCGGCAAUGCGGGUCGGGCGACUGUACAUAAGCGGCGAGGACCUCUCUCAUUCCAUAACGUGAGUGGUGGCACGCAGCCACUGCCUGAUCUGGACCUUAUAGAUCUGGAUUUUUAUUUCACUGUGGAAGAUCUCGUUAUGGGACGGCGUUCAAAAGGAUCUUCUGAUGUGCCCACGGAAACAUGGAUAGCUGAGAUAUUUAGUCCACCUUAUUUAUUCAUCGAUGGCGAACGUCGUGCUAAGAUCGUGUCUAUUCGUCAGACGCAUGCCAGCUAUUCCUUUCGAAAGGUAAUUGGCAAUCAAAUCUUUUAUUUACUUCAUAGUAACCACUCAUAUAUUGUCCUCCUGUCAGGUUUGCCAGGACGUUGUGCUACUCAAGGCAAAGCUUCCCUUGUUUUGAAUAAACUACCAUGGGCUACUCAUGGUUGGGACGGAGGACAACGUUUAUUCAGCUUGCAAUUUCAGCAGCAAGAUCAACACGACCAAAUUCAGUUUCAGACACCUGAUUUACGGAAAUCAAAUUUGCCUCCUGCCUACUAUAUGAUGUUUUAUGUCGAUUGUAUGGGCAAGCCGUCAGCAGCUCGGAUGAUUCGUUUCGACGACGAUGCACAAGAGCUUUAA
Didymodactylos carnosus is the source of this 1554-nucleotide messenger RNA. NCBI's taxonomy places the organism in Eukaryota, Metazoa, Rotifera, Eurotatoria, Philodinida, Philodinidae. The record is from the annotation of a GenBank genome assembly.